Messenger RNA from Dicentrarchus labrax (European seabass), 4339 nucleotides. RefSeq names its product ataxin 7 like 3a (gene atxn7l3a). The transcript is spliced from 14 exons. Gene Ontology annotation, cellular component: DUBm complex; SAGA complex. Gene Ontology annotation, biological process: regulation of transcription by RNA polymerase II; positive regulation of DNA-templated transcription. The record is from RefSeq and is a predicted model, not a curated record. Gene Ontology annotation, molecular function: transcription coactivator activity. Bases 352 to 1455 code for a protein of 367 amino acids. NCBI's taxonomy places the organism in Eukaryota, Metazoa, Chordata, Actinopteri, Moronidae.
UUUCUGUUUCUGUUUGGUUCUACGCUGUUGGCCUCCGCGGUGUCAAGCGGGUUUUGCAACGUUAAUUUAAUCGACACCUGCGACAACAAACCAUUUUAAAACGAGGAUUUUUGUCUGUGUUUUCUAUUUACAGGAGAUAAGAGGAUGGAUGUGGCUGAACACCGGGCUUCUUGUUAACGGAUUUCAAUGCGGACUGACGGUCAUGUCGCCUCCCUCACAGAAACUGCCUGGUUCAGGCUGAGUUUGUCGGUAUGACAGGAAUGAAGACAUAUCUGCAACAAGUGUUGAUAACUGUUUUAAAAGUCAGCAUCUCAUUACCCUGCUAUCAAGAUUUCCCAUACAGAUUUUCAAAUGAAAAUGGAGGAUAUGCCCCUGUCAGGCCCAGACAACACCAAGCUGGAGGCCUUGGUCCAUGACAUCUACUCGGAGCUGGUGGAAGAUGCCUGUUUGGGCCUGUGUUUUGAGGUGCAUCGUGCUGUGAAACAGGGCUAUUUCUUCUUGGAUGAAACGGACCAAGAGAGCAUGAAGGAGUUCGAAAUUGUGGAUCAGCCAGGAGUGGACAUAUUUGGCCAAGUGUACAAUCAGUGGAAAAACAAAGAGUGUGAGUGCCCGAACUGCAAAAGAUUGAUAGCGGCCUCUCGCUUCGCCCCGCACUUGGAGAAAUGUCUGGGAAUGGGCCGCAACAGCAGUCGCAUUGCCAACCGCAGGCUAGCCAGCAAUAAUAACAUGAGCAAAUCAGAGAGUGAUCAGGAAGACAAUGAUGACCUGAAUGAUAACGACUGGUCGUAUGGGGCGGAGAAAAAAGCCAGGAAGAGAAAGUCAGAUAAGAAUCAAAAUUCCCCAAGAAGAUCCAAAUCUAUAAAACAUAAAAAUGGUGAGCUUGGGAGCAGCGUCAGUUCAGAGCCUUACAAGUACAACUAUAAUACUGGCAUCAGUUAUGAAACUUUAGGCCCUGAUGAAGUCCGAUCCCUUUUAACAACGUAUUUUUUAUUUCUACAGCAAUGCGGGGUGAUCUCUGAGCACACCAAGAAGAUGUGUACCAGGUCUCAGAGAUGUCCCCAGCACACGGACGAGCAGAGGAGGGCCGUCAGGGUGUUCCUCCUGGGGCCGUCCGCGCCGUCGCUGCCUGAUGCAGACACCGUGGUGGAGAGCGACAGCUUUGACAUUCCUGAUGGACAGACCCUGAUGAGCCGCCUGCAGUGGGAGGACUCACCUGAUAUUUCACCCGCUGACUCUGCCUCAUCUAAAGCCAGCACCAACCACUCAGAUUCUAGGAGGCCCAAGAAAAAGAAGAGGCCGUCUCUUGGUUUGAACAGUGGAGGAGGAGGAAGCUUGACCGGAGGCGGCGGCAGCAGCAGCAGCAGCUCUCAGAGUAAUAUCAGCUUAUCGACCAAAAAAAAGAGGCCCAAACUCUCCGCACCUUCUAUUUCCAGUAUCUAUGAUGACUUAAACUAGCAGUCUGUCAGACCAGCUCUUGCCUCAUCUAUGAAAUCCCUCCUUUCAUACCUACAUUUACAGGCCUAAAUAGGAUGGGAUGAAACUUGACUUAGUAGUUUGGAUUUCGGCCUUGACAAAUCAGGCAAUUUAAUGAACAUUUCUCUCUCUGUAUUAUGAACACAGCAAUCUAAAAACUGUGGUCGGUCACAGAGUUCAGUGUUCGCACUUACUGGAAAAAUGCUGUGCUAAAACUGAGCUUACCUUCUGCUUAUUCUAGUAGUUAUGGAGGGGUUUGCUCCCAUUCAGCCACAAAAUCAUUCAUAUGGUCGGCCACUGAUGUUGGGUCAUAAGGCCUGACUCCCAGUCGGCGUUCCAGUUCAUCCCAAAGGUGUUGAAUGGGACAUCAGGGCUCUGGGUAGGCCAGUCUCGUUCUUCCAAAACCAAACCAUCUCUUCUUGGAUCUGGCUUUGUGGAAUGGGGAAUUGUCAUGUUGAAACAGGAAAGUGCCUUUCCCCUUACUGCUGACACAAAGUUAGAAGCACAUUAUUAGCUUAAAUAUCAUUGUGUUACCAUUGUGCUACCAGACUAUAAAUACACAAAGGACCAGGGUGUCCACUUACUUUUGACCAUGAAGUUUGAGCAGCAGUUUGACACCAUUACUGCAGUCGGUCUCUGCUGUUCAACUUAAGUGGAGAAUUCACACCAUAUCCUUUUCACAGAAGCCAGGGCUGCACUCCAUUUAGCUUCCCUGAUUUCAGGGCCCUGCCACUGCAUGUUUGUUCACUGACAGGGUUUACACAGCCAUUCUCAUCCUGCAAUUACAACUCAAAAUAUCUGCUGUCAAAAAGGCAGGUUAGGAGUUUUUUUUCUCCACCCUUUUCUGGAAGUUAAAUGCAAACCGAGGUGAGUUUGUCCCUUAACAUCAACUACAACACAACUACUUAAUUCAAAGUUUAGGCAGGAGAAGUCUUGAAUUAGGCUUUCUGAAACCUCCAGGUACUCUGUCGCUGACACUGUCCUGUGACCGGUCCCUCCUUUAGACUCUGUGUUCAUUUAACUCUGUUUUGAAUUUGACAUGUGGACACUUGACUCACGUACACCGGAGUACUCAUCAGUGGCUUUUUAAUUCUAGCAUCGUAUUGCACAGUUGUGUGAGUGCCUCUGUAUGCUGACUCGCAUUCAGUGUGAACGUCACUUUUUCGUGUAGUGUGUGUGUGUAUGUGUGGUUAGAGGGUGUGUGUGUGUGUGUGACCAUUUAUAUUUUCAUAAAACUAUGCAUCCUAGAAUGUGACAUUUUUGUGAAAGUAUGUGUGCCAUUUUAAAUAUUUAACUUUUUUUGUUUACAUUAACAAUAUAUUUAAGUUUUUAUUUGUCACUACCUAUAAAGUGAUGCUGUAUGUAUAUUAUUAUAUGUGUGUGUAUAAAUGCAGAUUUUGAUAUUUGAUGAGCCAGUAGGCUUUCGGGGCACAUGUACAGUACAUGUAUAUAUGAUAUGUGUGAGAUGGAAAAGUAAUCAUGAAUCUAACGUAACUUUCUUUCCUCAGUAUCAAACUUCUCGUCUUCUUGUAUUUUCACUCAGUUUCUGCUUCUAGAUCAUAUCGUACAUUAAGUAGAUCAGUGCUGCAGUUCCUUGCUGGUCAUUUACGAUCGUGAGUGAUAAGUCAGCAUCUUCUAAGCCUAUAAGCAACAAUGUCUAAUGUAAAGGUUGUAAGAUAUAUUACAUGCUUUAGAGGUCAGAUGCACUAUUUCACUAAUCUUGUACUGGCAACUUUUCACAGUCGAUAUCUUAGAGAAGAUUUGUUUUUCUUAUAAAUUGGCUUUACAUACCUAACUCUUUACUGUUGCAGAUAUUAUUGUAUAGUCAAACGUGCAUACUUGAGUACAACAAUGAUGUAUUUUGUUUGUAUGUAUCAGAAUUACUUUAAAACUUGGGGACUGUAUGAAAAGAGUCAGGGUUCGAUCUCUUUUUCUUUUCGGCUAUUUCUGUGACAACAAUUAAAUGCAACACUGGCACUUGCCCUUCAGGAGACACAGGCUGAAAAUGUUCUACAUGAUGUUGAUAUUUAAGUGAUGUUGCAUCUCGCCCAUCUUUAUGACAGCCGGCCAUUCGUAACAACAAAUUUAUUUUCCUUCUGACGUAGUCGGAGAACACGUCGACAUUUUUUUUAAGAAGGCAGGGAAGGGUCUUUUUCUCCUCCCAGAUUAUAUUUUAUUCCAUUCUUUCCUUGUGAGAUUUAUUGUAGUAAAUAUGUGUGGCAUGAGUCAUAAAGGAAUGUCUCUGUAUUAAGGCAUCAAAUGAUUUAAAUUUUUUUUUCAGAAAUAAGGAAUGGCUUGAAUAUUUCCAAUAUUUUAUUUCCAGGUAUUGGAGGAAGGGUGGAAGGAAGUCUUGUAAGACUCAAACCCCUCUCCCCAUCUCAAUCACUUUCAUACGGUCCCUAAAGUGAAGGGCAUUCAUUCGGUUGUACGUCUCAAAUGUCAUGAAUGUGACAAUCUGUCAAAGCCUGAUUUAAUUCCCAGUACGAUUAACACUUUCAUAUCUGUUUCUGUUGAGGUCUGUAGUAACUUUGAGUGUGCCCUUUUAAGUCUUUUCCAGUAAAGUCUUGUGAUGUGCACUAAAGAUAAAUGAACUGUUAUUGAGAUACUUGGUAGAUAUGAUUAGAGUCUUAAGCCACCUUUCGUGGAUGAAGCUAACAGCUGAUGUUCUCUCGUGGCUCUUUGUGUAUCUGUGUGCAGUACGAGUGCAAUAACAAAGAAUGCGACGUUGUGAGUUUCCAAUAUUUUUUCAUGCGCAAGCACAAAUCUGUGCAUGUGUGAAUGACUGUAUACGAACAUAAUGUGAUAUAUUUUUCUUCACUGCCAUGCAUACUGGUGUUUGUAUAUAAAUAAACACACACCCCACCCA